AUGGCGGAGCAGCAGGGCCGGCAGCCCGAGUGCCCUGUCUGCUGGAACCCCUUCAACAACACAUUCCACACCCCCAAAGUGCUGGAGUGCUGCCACUCCUUCUGCGUGGAAUGCCUGGCCCACCUCAGCCUGGUGACCCCGACGCGGCGCCGCCUGCUGUGCCCGCUCUGUCGCCACCCCACCGUGCUGGCCUCCGGGCAGCCUGUCACCGACUUGCCCACGGACACCGCCCUGCUCACCCUGCUCCGCCUGGAGCCCCACCACGUCAUCCUGGAAGGCCGCCAGCUCUGUCUCAAGGACCAGCCCAAGAGCCGCUACUUCCUGCGCCAGCCCCGGGUCUACACGCUGGACCUGGGCCCUGAGCCCGGGAGUCAGGCCGGGCACCACCAGGCCGUGGGCCGCAGCACCAGGCCCGUCGCCAUCCCCAGCCACUACUCUCUGCGGGAGUGUUUCCGCAACCCGCACUUCCGGAUAUUGGCCUACAUGAUGGCGGUCGUCCUCUGCGGCACCGUGCUGUUCAUCUUCUCCAUCUUUUGCACCAGACGAUUCUUCUGGGGGUUGGGGUGA
Messenger RNA from Rangifer tarandus platyrhynchus (Svalbard reindeer), 567 nucleotides. The record is from the annotation of a GenBank genome assembly. NCBI's taxonomy places the organism in Eukaryota, Metazoa, Chordata, Mammalia, Artiodactyla, Cervidae.